AUGUCAGCAACGUUCCCGGGUCUCGUCCAUGAUCCUGAGAUACGUCAUGAUGGAUCAAACAGCUAUCGUCUGAUGCAGCUGGGAUGUCUGGAAUCAGUGGCAAAUUCUACAGUCGCCUAUUCAUCCUCAUCCCCUUUAACCUACUCCGCGAAUGGAACCGAUUUUACUUCACCUUAUUUCUCCACAAACCACCAGUACACCCCUCUCCAUCACCAGUCCUUCCACUAUGAGUUCCAGCACAGCCACCCGGCAGUCAACCCAGAUGCUUACUCAUUGAAUAGCCUCCAUCAUACCCAACAAUAUUACCAACAGAUCCAUCAUGGAGAACCUGCAGACUUUAUCAAUCUUCACAAUGCCCGGACUCUCAAGUCCUCUUGCCUGGAUGAGCAGAGGCGAGAGCUGGGCUGCUUGGAAGCUUACCGCCGACACGACCUGUCUCUUAUGAGCCAUGGCUCCCAGUAUAGCAUGCUCCCAGACCAAAGACUUCUGUCAGGUCCAAAUCUAGGGCUACCACCUCCAGGAUCUGAUGACAUACAGAACUCAGUGGAGGCACAGUGUGGAUUAGUUUUAAACGGUCAAGGCGGAGUAAUACGGAGAGGUAGCACCUGUGUUGUAAAUCCUACAGACCUGUUUUGUUCUGUUCCUGGACGUCUGUCUCUACUCAGUUCCACUUCCAAAUAUAAAGUGACCAUUGCAGAAGUGAAAAGGCGCCUGUCACCACCAGAAUGUCUCAAUGCUUCUCUUUUGGGAGGAAUCUUACGAAGAGCAAAAUCUAAGAAUGGGGGGCGGUGUUUACGAGAGAAGUUGGACCGAUUGGGACUGAACUUACCGGCUGGCAGGCGGAAAGCAGCCAACGUCACCCUGCUAACCUCAUUGGUUGAAGGCGAGGCCCUCCACUUGGCCCGGGAUUUUGGCUAUACGUGCGAGACAGAGUUUCCUGCCAAAGCAGUGGGGGAGCAACUAGCCCGACAACAUCUUGAACCCAAAGAACAAACGCCAAGGAAAAAGAUGAUUCUAGCAACCAAGCAAAUCUGUAAGGAAUUUCAGGACCUAUUAAGUCAAGAAAGAUCACCCCUGGGAUCCUCAAGACCGACUCCAAUUCUAGACCUCGAUAUUCAGAGACAUUUAACACACUUUAGCCUCAUCACACAUGGAUUUGGUACCCCAGCCAUCUGUGCUGCCCUCAGCAGCUUCCAAACUGUCCUCAGUGAAAUGCUCAACUACCUGGAUAAGCACACAGUUACUAAAAACGGAGGCUCACCAGAGAAUGGUCAGGGCAAUGGCAACACAGAAAAGGCAUCACUGCGGAAGAGCUUGGAGUCAUCUCAAAAAGAUGGCAAAAUUGAGAAGACAGAAUGA
Carcharodon carcharias (great white shark) is the source of this 1359-nucleotide messenger RNA. It is a transcript of the gene tfap2d, whose product is annotated as transcription factor AP-2 delta (activating enhancer binding protein 2 delta). Gene Ontology annotation, cellular component: nucleus. The transcript is spliced from 8 exons. The record is from RefSeq and is a predicted model, not a curated record. Gene Ontology annotation, molecular function: RNA polymerase II transcription regulatory region sequence-specific DNA binding; DNA-binding transcription factor activity, RNA polymerase II-specific. Gene Ontology annotation, biological process: regulation of transcription by RNA polymerase II; anatomical structure development; regulation of cell population proliferation. NCBI's taxonomy places the organism in Eukaryota, Metazoa, Chordata, Chondrichthyes, Lamniformes, Lamnidae. The coding region runs from base 1 to 1359 and encodes 452 amino acids.